GGCGGAUGUGGCUUCAGAGACUGGCGGAAGCAGCCGUCGGACCUAACAGGAUGGGGGUGAAGCUGGAGGUUUUUCGGCACAGUACUGGCACAGACUUGUUGAUUGAAUAAGUGUGCUAUAGUGGAAAAGGCCCUCCACUCACAGUGAAGAAUGCCCGGGCUCAGAUCCUCGCCCUGUCACUUACCAUCCUUCUAUCCUGGGGCAAUAAUAAUUGACAGAUUUCACCUUAGUGUUUGCAGAGUGUCGUUGGGACACCUGCCUCGUGAGAUGACGUUGUACCUCACCUUCCCGGUGGCCAUGUUCUGGGUGUCCAACCAGGCUGAAUAUUUUGAGGAAUAUGUCAUCCGGCGCAAGCAGGAAAUCUUCCCUCCGGAGCGAGAAGACCAGCGGCGGGAGCUGGAAGACUUCAAGGAGCGAAUGCGGAAGCAGCGUGAAGAGAGACUCCGCCGGACUUCCCAGCAGUGACCUGGGCUGUAUCUGGAAAUCAGUGCACCCCGUCUCUCCCCCAAAACCUGGCUGCUGCACAGCAGGGCUACAGGAUUGGGGCUCCUGCCGUCCCCACCUUCUGCUGAGGCACUCUGGAGGCCACCAUCCCCUGCUCAGUCCCUGGCUCCCCCAUGGCCCUGCAGACGUUUAUGGCCUCGAGAUCUCCCCUGCCCUGGACCGGCUGGUCAGAUGCAUUGCCCAAACACACAUCAACCCUGUGCCCUUCCCCCACUUUGGUCCCUGGCUUUCAGGGCUCUACCUAGGAACCAUUCAGGGAUCAGUGUCUGAGUCCAAAGAGAGCAGAGAGAAAACCUUGUAUUUUUCUAUCCUGAUUCUUUAAGCCAAUGACAAUAACAACUCAGUCUGACCCCUA
Molecule: messenger RNA, 859 nt
Organism: Phascolarctos cinereus (koala)
Lineage: Eukaryota; Metazoa; Chordata; Mammalia; Diprotodontia; Phascolarctidae
Gene: PET100
Product: PET100 cytochrome c oxidase chaperone
Biological process (GO): mitochondrial respiratory chain complex IV assembly
Cellular component (GO): mitochondrion; mitochondrial inner membrane
Source: RefSeq, a predicted model, not a curated record